AUGUCAUCAAUACCACUUGAUAUUGAUACACUCCCGUAUUUCAAUCCCAAUGUCGAUCGAAGAGUAGCUAUAAUAACUGGAGGGAACAGUGGUAUUGGUUUUUACACAGUUUUGCAUCUAUAUCUACACGGAUACGUAGUUUACAUCGCCAGUCGGUCAAAGUCACGAUGCUUGAAGCUGAUUAAUGAGUUGGAAUAUCGGGCUAGUCAGAUGAGACUUUUGGGCCAGGGGAGUAAUCCUCAACAGCAUAGUUUCAAUGAGGCCGCAGGGACUAAUGCUAAUAGUGAAGUGAGCCAGCGUAGUGUAGGUGAAGUGCAUUAUCUAGAAAUGGAUUUGAGUAAUCUACAAUCGAUUGUUAAUGCUGUUGAAACAUUCAAGUUGAAAGAACGAUAUCUUCAUUUAUUAAUCAACAAUGCCGGUGCAAUGGCCUUGCCGUAUACCAAAACAGUUGACGAUUUUGAAAUCCAACUACAAACCAACUUUAUAUCACCAUUUUUGUUAACUUUAAAGUUGUUACCUAUACUUGAGCGGACAAGUGACACGUUCCCCGACAUUGAACCAAGACCAAGAGUCAUUUAUCUAAGCUCUUUUGGUCAUCAAUUUGCUUUUCGGUAUUUCAACUUGAAAACAGUGUUGGAUUACAGACCCAAUUUCAUCUUGACCUGGAUAAGAUAUGGAGUUGCCAAAACUGCAGGAAUCCAUUUCAUCAAGAUGUUGGCCCUACGCAACCCUAAAGUAUUGUGCAUUUCAGUACAUCCUGGACUAAUCAUGAAUACCAAUGUGUUUGCCUAUUGGACAAAUUUACCAAUUGUGGGCAUCAUUUUCUGGUGUCUUUUCCAAAUUUUCGCUUGGGUGUUUGGUGUUAGUUCAGAGCAAGGGGCAUUGGAAGUGAUACGAUGCUCUUUGAAUCCACGAUUGUCAGUUGAGGAGAAUAAUGGGAAAUAUUUUGGAUCGAAUGGAAAAGAGUUGCAACCUUCCAAGGUGGCUAAUGAUAUGGAUUAUGCCGCAAGAACUUGGAUUUGGACUGUACAUGAGUUGAGUAAACGAGGGUUUGUUAUACCGGGAGCAUAG
This is a messenger RNA of Lodderomyces parapsilosis, 1071 nucleotides long. RefSeq lists its product as uncharacterized. Gene Ontology annotation, molecular function: oxidoreductase activity. NCBI's taxonomy places the organism in Eukaryota, Fungi, Ascomycota, Pichiomycetes, Serinales, Debaryomycetaceae. The record is from RefSeq and is a predicted model, not a curated record. The coding region runs from base 1 to 1071 and encodes 356 amino acids. The transcript has a single exon.